Gastrolobium bilobum is the source of this 588-nucleotide messenger RNA. Its product is annotated as histidine-containing phosphotransfer protein 1-like. Gene Ontology annotation, molecular function: protein histidine kinase binding; histidine phosphotransfer kinase activity. The transcript has 6 exons. The record is from RefSeq and is a predicted model, not a curated record. Gene Ontology annotation, cellular component: cytoplasm; nucleus. The coding region runs from base 1 to 588 and encodes 195 amino acids. Gene Ontology annotation, biological process: phosphorelay signal transduction system; phosphorylation; cytokinin-activated signaling pathway. NCBI's taxonomy places the organism in Eukaryota, Viridiplantae, Streptophyta, Magnoliopsida, Fabales, Fabaceae.
AUGGAGGUGAGUCAGAUGCAGAGACAGUGGUUGGAUUACAUCAAAUCCUUAUUCAUGGAGGGCUUCCUGGAUGGUCAAUUUCUACAACUUCAACAGCUACAAGAUGAGAACAACCCAGAAUUUGUGUUUGAAGUGGCGUCUCUCUUCUUUGAAGAUUCUGUGAGGCUUCUCAAUGAUCUUACCUUUGCUCUAGAUCAGAAAAGUAUUGACUUCAAAAAAGUUGAUGCUCAUGUUCACCAGUUGAAGGGUAGCAGCUCUAGCAUAGGCGCACAAAGGGUAAAAAAUUCUUGCAUUGCUUUUCGCAACUUCUGUGAGGAACAGAACAUAGACGCGUGCCUUAGAUGCCAGCAACAAGUUAAGCAAGAGUACUGCCAUGUCAAGAGAACGGAAACAUCUUUACUCACUGCCGUACUGUCAACAUCGCUUGCCACACUUAUAUGCUAUCCUCUAGGCACAAUGUGUAGACAGAUGCAAUUAAAGGGUACACCCUAUAAGACAGGAAAUGAGCAAACUGAAUUGGAGUUAUCCAGCAGUAAUGGAAGGUUCAAUGUUCAAAUGAAUUUGCAGAUACUUUUGUACACUGGGUGA